Necator americanus (New World hookworm) is the source of this 921-nucleotide messenger RNA. RefSeq lists its product as uncharacterized. The transcript has 7 exons. NCBI's taxonomy places the organism in Eukaryota, Metazoa, Nematoda, Chromadorea, Rhabditida, Ancylostomatidae. The record is from RefSeq and is a predicted model, not a curated record. The coding region runs from base 1 to 921 and encodes 306 amino acids.
AUGCAACGGCUUCUUCUCGUAGCAGCUCUUUACUUUGGUGGCUGCCUCGCCAAUGACGCCAAAAACGCCACCGCGCAAGGGACCUAUGGAGUACAAAACGACUACGAUCAAGGAUAUGAAAGCCCACCACCGCCACCUCCACCCAGCUACGACCCCUACGUUGGCUAUCAGUUCAUACGACCACCGCUUCCUCCAUUGGUUGACCGCGAUGUAUGCGACCUCGAUGCAUCCGUGCUGCUUGUCGUUCAUUCGAAACGUCACGGACACCGUUCUCACCACCAUGAUCAUCAUGGUCAUCACCUCAACCGUGCACACAGAGUCAGAUGCUCCGUAAUCGCUAACUAUGAUGAGGACUCGUGCAAUGUCUGCUGCCAGCACGCUGCCCGCCGAGAUAAAAAACUUCAGAACAACCAAUUCGUUGGUUUCCUCGCAGUCACCGACGAUUUCGAAGGCCAUCGACCCAGUGAAGAUCACAAGCAAGACGAGCAAGACGAUGAAGAUGAGAAUAUGAGGGUCAAACGCAGUCACGAUCACUACUCCAACAAGGUUGAACCGAUCCGAGUGGCAGAGGAAGAUUUCAAACCGAAAAAGUACUACAGGAACGUAAAGUGCGUUUGUUGCGCUCCAAAGCGUCCUCUUCCACCACCGCCACAACCAAUUUAUCAGCAACCAGUAUACCCAUCGAAUGAUCAACCUAACUAUCAACAAGCCACUCAACCUGUCUACCAAGCACCUGUGGAAGCUCCACCAACCUACGCAGCUCCGCAGGCGUCUCCUGUGCAGGCUCCAUAUCCAGCUCAAGCUCCAGCCGCUACCACUUACCAAGCUGCUCCCGCACAAGCUCCUUAUCCGGCUCAGGCACCAGCAACGGCACAACCUACUUACCAAGCUGUGCCCCCGCAGAGCCCUCAACCGUAUUGA